CCUGUCUGCCCUGUUGACACGUCCGUUUCUUCGUCUUCGUCUUCAUCUUCUUUUUCUUGUUCCACAUCUUCAUCUUCAUCUUCAUCAGCUUCUGCUUCUGCUUCUACGGCUCCCUCCUCCUCCUCCUCCUCCUCAUCCUCCUACUACGCUUACCAGCCUUCCUGCGUGCACCUGCCAGCCAGACGGCCGCCACAGAGGGGAGCUGUGAAGCUGCCGCAUUUGGGACCGCAACUCUCCAUCUCUCGACUGCAGCACCCUACCUACGCACACACGCUCGCUCACUCAUUCCCUCGCUCCCUACUGAAGCCUCUACGAUCCACUGAAGCCUCCACGAUCCACUGAAGCCUAGUCAAACCAGACGACACGACCUUUCCUGCGAGCGAGCCUACCUUCGCUUUCCCUAGAGCCCCACAAGCAAGGCCGAGAACAAUCGGGAGAAGAGGAGAGGAGAGCAGAACAGAGCAGAGCCCAGUAGUGUAGACUAGAGAGCACAGAGCUGGGAAAGACACAGGCAAGGUAGAGAGGGUCCUCGGCAAGGAUCGACAGUACAGCACUCCAUGCGGACACGAAGACGGCGAGCCCACCACCAGCGAGGGUCAUAGAGGUAUCAGAGCGUGUGCGCAUGGGACGCAGUCUGCGAUGCGCAUCCCCAUCCGUAUCCAGCUGGGAAGUCUAUUGUUGCUUUCGUCCCUGAUCGGUCUUGCUGUCAUUUCCAUUGCAGUAUGGAUCACUGUUCAUGGCUUUGUGCUCGAAAUCAGGGCCUCGCGCCUGGCCUUGACUGCCUCGCUCAAGGCCGGUCAACUGUCCAGCAACUUGGACGUCAUGCAUACCUCGGCCAGCUUUGUGACGACGCGAGUCUUGAUCCAGAAUGCUUUGCAGCGAUACAAUGACUAUCGAAACAACACCCCGGCCAACUGGGCGAACGCUGCUGCAGACAUGGCCGCCGCAAUUGGCGGAGAGGCAUCGCUAGGUCAGCAGCUGCUGAUGCAAUCGAGAGUCUGGUCCAAGGACGGCGCCGGUCCCGCUGGAGCACUUCCGCUGUUGGACACGACCCCAGACUCUGUCGACAAUACCAUCGCCCUGCCCUACACCUAUGCCAACGGUUCUCCCGUCUACCUGGGCGCCAACGACAGUGAUUACGGUUAUCCACCCUUGUUGUACCCCAACCUGACCUACUCCGUGGGUGGCCCAGCCCGAUAUGGCGACUAUGCCUUGCAUCUGAAUAGCUCCCUCUUCUUGGGGCCGUGGUUCGUGAAUAGCACCUACGCCCUGGUCUCGCUCACUCUGCCCAUCGCUAACAACACCGACCGGAAUUCAUUGCUGGGUUAUACCACGAUCUUGAUGAACGCCGAACUCAUUUCUCAGGUUAUCAACUCUGCAGAAGGCCUAGGUCGAACCGGAGAAACGUUGCUGAUCGGCCCAGCCAACCCGACAAAUAGACUUCCAAAUGGAAUGGCCAUGAAAAACACCGAGGACAUGCCGGAACUCGAUAUUCGUUAUGUCGUUCCCGUCAAUAACAGUGGAAGCAAGCGGCAUCCCACGCGCACGCAAGAGGGUACGAACUCCCCAUUCAGUAUCAGCGACUUUCCUGCUGUCUACAAGGCUUUUGCUGCGACAGAUCCUUCGGGAUCUCGACUCAAGGCGACCAAUGAGGCCGGGAAGAAAGUGAGUGUCGGUUAUGCAAUGACCACGAGUGCUAUGGUCAAUUGGGCAGUUCUGGUGGAGAUGUCCCGCAGCGAAGUCUGGCAACCGAUCGCCACUUUACGCAAGGUCAUUGUGGCCUGCCUGUUCGCCACCGCAUGCCUGAUGGCUCUCAUCGCCUUCCCGUUGGCCCACUUCGCAGCGCAGCCCAUUAUCAUGUUGCGAGCUGCAACACUACGGUCCGUCGACCCGCCCAGCAUGGACGGACAAUCCGAAGUGGACUUUCUCAGUGACACGAGAGAUGGACCCGCCGACGAUCCAGUAGAUGCGGGCUCAGAGGUCGACGCGACGAUGGCACGCAAAGAAGGCUUUCGGGCUCACAUUUCCAAUUGGAAGCGGAAACGCGAAGCUGACACUCAGGUUAAGCGCGAGGAGCAGCGGAAGCGCGCUUUCCGCAUACCUGGUCGGGUCAAGCAGAGGAGAGGCUGUAUCAAAGACGAGCUGUCUGAUCUCACGUCCACGUUCAACGACAUGUCGGAUGAGCUGAUGGUGCAGUAUUCGAGAUUGGACGAGCGGGUCCGAGAACGAACCGCCGAAUUGGAACUCAGCAAGAAGGCCGCUGAAGCUGCGAAUGAGAGCAAGACACUGUUCAUCGCCAAUAUCAGCCACGAGUUACGCACGCCUUUGAACGGGAUCCUCGGGAUGUGUGCCGUCUGCAUGCAGGAAGACGAUCCCCUGCGGCUCAAGCGCUCUCUUGGCAUCAUAUACAAGAGUGGUGAUCUCCUGCUCAAUCUAUUGACCGAUCUUCUCACGUUCAGCAAGAACCAAGUCGGACAGCACCUCACUUUGGACGAGAAGGAGUUCCGCUUGCGCGACAUCAGCUCCCAGAUUCUAGCCAUCUUCGACAAACAAGCCAAGGACGGCCGCAUCGACCUCAAGGUCCAGUAUGAGGGCAUUGCCGACCCGGGCACCGACGAUGCAUCGCCCGACAUGUCGAUUUACGGCCCCGACACCAGUGGGCGCGUGAGCGAUAUGAUUUUGUGGGGCGAUAUACACCGUAUCUUGCAAGUUGUCAUCAAUCUGGUGAGCAACAGUCUCAAGUUCACUCCACCGGGAGGUUCGGUGAGACUCACAAUACGCGCGUUGUCGGAACGGCCUGAUAUUGGCAGUCGCGGAACUUCGAUGACCUCUCGGCAGUCCAAUUCGGUGCGGAUAGGGAGGCCAUGGCGGCAACAGCAUGCGGAGACAUCGGACUGGAGGCGUAGCACUCAACGGAGCUCGGACUCCGCUGUGCUCAAUUCAGGACCGCAGAAGCAUGCCGAGAUGUCCGAGACUCCUAUUUCACGACAGGGCAUGCAUAGGACUUCAGAUCUGUCCGGUCCAAGAAUUGCUACAGCCAAUGCCAUCAAUGCCAGAGACAAACCGCAUGCUUCGCUCCAUGUCUCGGAGCGAACACGAUCACCUUCGUCGGGAAAGUAUAUAUACUUUGAAUUCGAAGUAUCCGACACGGGACCCGGCAUACCCGAAGAUAUACAGGACAAGAUCUUCGAGCCUUUCGUGCAGGGAGACUUGGGCCUCAGCAAGAAGUUUGGUGGAACUGGACUGGGCCUUUCCAUCUGCUCACAGCUGGCUAGCUUGAUGAAAGGAGAGAUGAAAGUCCGCAGCACGGUCGGUUUAGGCAGCACUUUCACAUUGAAGAUGCCCAUACGACAUGUCCAGACUCGUGCUGAUAGUGCGGCCAGCUCUGUGGCGGGGGUGGGGAAUGACGUGAGCAGGGAAGGCUCAUUGUUUGACUCGCGCACGGCCUCGCCACAGCGUUCACAUGGCCCAGUGGAGUACGAAGGUAGCAUACCCAGUCCUUCCGAGCCCGUGAAGCCAAGGGUGAAAGAAGCGCCAACCACGCAAUCUCGGCUGGUCGGCCUCAGUCAGCCGUAUCUGACGACUUCCAAACCGCCCGAGUCUCCCGACGCCAAGGAAGAGGCGAUCAAGCGCAUAUCUGCCACAACCAGCGGGAGCGGCAAGAUCAGAGUGCUCGUCGCAGAAGACAACAAGAUCAACCAAGAGGUGGUACUCCGCAUGCUCAAACUGGAGGAUAUCUACGAUGUCGUGAUUGCUAAGGACGGUCAAGAGGCGUUGGAUCUCGUUAAGACCUCGAUGCGUCCCGGUGCCCGUCCUUUCAACCUCAUAUUCAUGGACGUUCAAAUGCCUAAUGUCGAUGGCUUGACCAGUACGAAGAUGAUCCGAGCCAUCGGCUACCAAGCACCCAUUGUGGCACUCACCGCGUUUGCGGAAGAGAGCAAUAUCAAGGACUGCUACGAUUCUGGCAUGAACUACUUUCUCUCGAAACCCAUCCGCAGACCACAGCUCAAGAAAGUGCUCAAGGAAUACAUUGCCCCUAUCCUGGAAGAGCCGGAGGAAGAAGAAGAAGCGGCUUCGCCUCCACUGCUCGGGCAAGGAAAUCAUAAUACCACGAUUGUCAUGGUAAAUAAUGAAAGAAGAUCGCAGGAUUCGAAAGGAGCGGCAGACAUUACGACAGACAAAAGUGCUAAUGCGGCGCUUGACAACACAGAUCAAUCAUUCUUCGCAGCGACAGUCGGCAACCUGGCCCAGGCCGACGAAGGAUUCACUUCCCCUCGCACCGCCGUCGACAGAUAGCGGAAAGAGCGCCGUUGCCAGGAAGGACCGGCUGCAGCUGCACGAUUCGGGAGCGUCGACAGACCCCAAUCUGGAAGCCAUCAAGCAACAACAGCAGCAGCAGCCACACAGUCCUGGCGGUGGAUAUUUCAGUAAAGAGAUGGGAAGUCUAGGGACAAAGGGAAAAGAAGUGCGUUUCAGUGAUUUGUAAUAUGAGCGAGGCGCUUUGGGGUCUUUUUGUUUUCAUCUCAAUUUUUACUUUUUUGGUGCUCGGGCUACAAAAAUUGGGUUCUGUAUGCGAGAACGGGAGGUCUCUGAGACAGUGUGUCGAUGAUGGGCAUGGAACCGCAUAGGGAGAUCAAAAUCCAACAGGACAGGACAACAUCCAUCCUAUUCCAGCUGCUCGAGCUUAUUGUUAUGCGGCAUGAAAUGAAGGGAAUCUACGACAACUCAUCAUCACCGUUUCGAAUCCGCUGCUGCUUCCUGUCAUUCUUCGCCACCAGUCAUUAUCCUUGAAUUCUCGUCCGGCCGGCGAGAGCUCCGCGCUGCGCCGGGAUCUGUAGCCACACUUGAGCGUCAAGUUCUGCUUCGCCUCGCCUCGCCUCAGCCUGCGGCCACUCAAAUUUAUAUGAUUGUACGGUGAACGCCCAGACAUAUCUGCUGUCAUCAAAUCAGCAGGAUGAGUAGGCAGUACUGAUCUGAUUCUGACCGGGACUGGCUAUUGCGCGUCUGCAGAUAGGCCGGGAAUCAUACCAAGAGCGAUGUAGGACGACA
Molecule: messenger RNA, 5049 nt
Organism: Sphaerulina musiva SO2202
Lineage: Eukaryota; Fungi; Ascomycota; Dothideomycetes; Mycosphaerellales; Mycosphaerellaceae
Exons: 5
Coding region: 640-4296 (1218 amino acids)
Biological process (GO): phosphorelay signal transduction system; protein autophosphorylation
Molecular function (GO): histidine phosphotransfer kinase activity; phosphorelay sensor kinase activity
Source: RefSeq, a predicted model, not a curated record